This is a messenger RNA of Schistosoma curassoni, 2527 nucleotides long. Lineage: Eukaryota; Metazoa; Platyhelminthes; Trematoda; Strigeidida; Schistosomatidae. The record is from the annotation of a GenBank genome assembly.
AUGAAUCAGAACUCUUCGGAAUCGUUGUUACAAAGUGCAGAUGGAAAACUUACCAUCGACAAUCAAGUUUCAGACCAUGGCAACAUGAAUUCGAUUCCUUCCGUUUAUAGAAAGAAUUUAUCUGUUUCAUCUUAUCCACAAGAAACACUGAACAAAGAAACCGUUCACAUCAAUUUAGAUCCUAAUACAGCGCCUGCUCGAUACCGUGGCAUUCGUGAUUUAGAUUUAAAUUCGUGGGAUGACGAAGCAGCGGGGAAAUUACGUGUAUCAUUUCUUCCUUCUGGAGAUUUAUACGACUUUUUAUCUCCGUGUAGACGUUCUCUUGGCCUUCGUGCCGUUACUCGCUCUGUAAAUUCGCGGCCUCUUAAACGAACAUUAGGUGUUAUCUGGUUUGUUAACGAUUGUUGUGGGAUUACUUGUAUUUUUAUCACUUGGCUACUUAUUCUGUAUGCAGAGUUUGUAAUAGACUUCAUAAUACUAAGUCACUCUCCAUCACAUGCCUUUUACUGGACUAGUGGAACGAUUUAUCAUUUGUUUGCCAUCCUGGCAGUAGUUUCCCAUUUCAAAGCAUUCAGCACAGACCCAGGUAGCAUCCCAAUCGGUGCAGCAAAUCAGGCAUUUGCAAAAUGUUUACAACAGUAUUCUUCUUAUUUAUCUGCCCCUCCUAUACGUUGCACAAAGUGCCUUACUAUUAAACCUAUUCGUGCCCAUCAUUGUCGCAUUUGUCAACGAUGUAUACGUAAAAUGGAUCACCAUUGUCCAUGGGUAAAUAACUGUGUCGGUGAAGGUAAUCAAAAGUACUUUGUUUUAUUCGCUUUUUAUAUUUGUCUAAUGUCAUUUACUGCUAUUGGAAUGUGUAUUUAUUUUCUUUUGCAAUGUUUGGGUUCCGAAUGGGAGGUUUGUCAAUCAAAUCAGAAUGUUAUUAUACUAGGCAAUUUUAGUUCAUUAGCGUGCAGUGCAUUUGCCCUAGGAUUGAUAUGUGAAUCCUUGAUGUUCGGUAUUUUCACUUUAGUUAUGUGCAUCAGUCAAUUGUGCGCUAUUUCAAAUGAUGAAACAGUAAGUUAUAUGCACCUACUCUCUUAUAUUAAUAAUCAUAGUUAUAAUGAAACUCCCUAUUCAAUUUAAUGUUUUUAUCUCUUUGCAAAUUUAUACUGAUAAUGUUAUGUAGAUAAACAGUGUUAGCUUCACAUCUAAACUGUCCGACUCGGGGAAUGCGAAUCUACCUUAAGAAGUUCAUUUAAUAAUAAGAUGUUUAAGUCACACUUAUUAUAUAAAGUUGCUUAGAGAUACUGACCAACUGUUGUUUGUAAUGCCUAUCACCCACUACAUCCAACAUAUCGCUUUAUAAAUAUUAUGCAUAUCUUUCAACAUCAUAUAUGAAGUAUAGCUAAUCUGCUACUUCUCUUAUCAAUUAAAGUUAGAAGAGCUUUAAUUAACGAAAAUUUGUACACUUUUACCCCUUAACAUUACAUAAUCUGUUAUUUCAAAUCAUAUCAUUCGUGUAACGUUGCUACUUUCAAACAAUAAUUCUGGACGUUGAUUAAGUGUGAUUUGGGUAGUCUCUUUAUAUUGACUAUUAUCUGAAUAUUCUAGGUUAAUUUUCGACUUACAAUACAUCUAAUCGUAUCCUAGUAACAAUCUUUUAACCUUAUGUUCGUUAUAUAUAUCGAACAAUCUCUUACUCCAAAUAGGUGGAAUAUCCGAUUUGUAAAGAGGUCUACACCAGGUUAACUUUCCGAUAAAGAUUCUGCAUUUAUAUGUAAAAAGAAUAACAUUAGGUCAUGUGUCUUUUGGUGCUUUAUUAUUCUCACUUUCUUUCGAUUCUCUCCUUUUUUAUGUAGGUCGACACAAAAUGUUCAUAGUGUAUGCAAUAUUUUGAAGGGAAUUGCAGAAGCUUAGCACUAAAAUACUGUCUAAGUACUCUAUCCAACAUUCCAACUGUAUUCACUGUUUAUAAAAAUGCCAUUUAAUCCAAUGUUAUUAUUUGCUUGAGUAAAGAUGAACAGUUGCUAGCGAUUUGUAGACGCAUCAAUCUCGCUUUCACGAUAUUUAUGUGAAUAUUACACAAAAAUUCCUACUACAGAACUUAAGCUUAUUGUUGUACUCAUAAUCUUUCAAACUGCAUUGAUAUCUAUCAAUCAGUUUUAAGUGAUCCCUUAUAUAAUACUUCAAUCAAUGUUUUCAUUAUAUCUUGUAAUUACAAACAAUCUUCAUCUACACUUUUAGUGAAGUGACAACUAACCUUUAGUCUAGAUUCAUCUGUUAUUUAGUUUGUAAUUGUCGGUACAAACUAUUCACUUUGAUUAGUUUUAAUCAAGAAAAAAGUGUUUGACAAAUAAAAAUCAGAAACGUGUUGGCAGAAAAAGAUGUCAAUUAUAAACAUAUUUGAUCAGUUAAUGGAAACUAACCAUAAACUGCGUAAUACUUACUUACUUACUUUCGCCUGUUACUCCUAAUAGGCCGCCGAACAGCCUUCUCCAACCCACUCUGUUCUGGGCCUUCCUUUCUAGUUCCAUCCAAUUCUUGU